Penicillium longicatenatum is the source of this 1299-nucleotide messenger RNA. Its product is annotated as flavin-containing monooxygenase. The record is from RefSeq and is a predicted model, not a curated record. Lineage: Eukaryota; Fungi; Ascomycota; Eurotiomycetes; Eurotiales; Aspergillaceae. The coding region runs from base 1 to 1299 and encodes 432 amino acids. Gene Ontology annotation, molecular function: oxidoreductase activity. The transcript has 2 exons.
AUGGGUUCCGUUGUGAACUCUCCGCAAUUUGUUGCCAUUAUCGUUGGCAGUGGCUUCGGAGGACUGUACGUACUUCACGAACUACGAAAGAAGAGCUUCAAAUGCCUGGUCAUCGAUGAGGCGGCAGAUAUCAGAGAUGUCUGGUACUGGAAUACCUACCCUGGGGCGAGAGUCGAUACGAAAGUGCCACUUUAUGAGUUCUCCAAUGAAAAUAUCUGGCAUGACUGGGUAUGGACCGAAAAGUAUCCGUGCGUGGAGGAGAUCCGCCGAUACUUCCAGCAUGUUGAGUCGAAGCUUCACCUGAAACGAGAUAUUCUCUUCAAUACUCGUGUCACUGCCGCCGAGUUUGAGGAGAGUGCCAGUUAUUGGAAUGUCUCGUCGAGUGACGGUAUCAAACGCUCAGCUCGCUAUUUUAUCCUUGCGACAGGCUUUGCUGCGAAACCUUUGAUUCCCGAGUUCAAGAAUCUGGAAGCCUUCGAAGGCCCCUGUUUCCACACAUCCAAGUGGCCUAGGGGUGGUCUUGACUGUACUGGUAAAUGCGUCGGCGUUGUUGGCAAUGGGUCCAGUGGUUUGCAAGAGAUUCAGGAAAUCGGACCCGUGGUUGACCAUAUGACGGUGUUUCAGCGUAGCCCGACCUACGCUCUUCCCAUGCGACAAAGGCCAUUGGCAGUUGAGGAACAAGACAAGUCUGUAUAUGGAUCCAUGUUGAUCAUGAACAAGGAACUCAACAAGGAGGCCUACGACUUCUGGCGCAGCAAGGUUCUUCCUCGCAUCAAAGAUCCGAAGAAAGCUGCAAUCCUUGCUCCUGAGCAGCCACCUUACUACUCCGGCACCAAGCGGGCGACUCUUGAGCAGCGUUAUUACGAAAUCUACAACCAAGACAACGUCAACCUUGUCAAUGCCAAGGAGAAUCCUAUCGCUGAAGUGCGUGCCAACAGUGUCAUCACCCAAGAUGGUCAAUUCCACGAACUUGAUGCUCUACUACUUGCAACUGGCUUUGAUUCCGUCACUGGUGGAAUUCUGAACAUCCAAAUCCGUGGUCGAAACGGUGAACUUUUGCAAGACAAGUGGAAGAAUGGUACAUGGACGCACCUUGGUCUGAUGACUUCAGCAAUCCCCAACAUGUUUUGCAAUGGACCAACUUGUGCCGAAGUGCAAGGAGACUGGAUUGCCCAGACUUUGGCACAUAUGCGUGCAAAGGGCCACUGCGAAAUCGAACCUACUCCGGCUGCCGAGCAGACUUGGAGAGCUCUUGUCAAUCAGAUUGGCGAUGCUACCCUACUUCCUGAGACUAAAUAG